UUGUAGUCUGUGCAGUAUCCAGUUCUGCUUCAACUCAGAUAGUAAAUUGUUUGUUUGCUUCUAAAUCCAAUUAUGUGUGAGUGAUUCAUAGAUCCAACCUCCAGAAAAUAAGAGGGUUAGCUAUCCGGGAUGCAAGGUUUAGCGGCGCAUUUUGGUCUAAACUUGGUUAUUACUAUCUAAUUGUGGUUUUCGCCUUUCACUUUGACGAUUACUUCUGCAAGGAUACAGGCAUUUGUUUGAACUAGAGUGAAGCUGCUAUGGGUGUUUCCAGCAAAUGGAUUAGAGCUUUGGUUGGUUUAAAGAAACCAGAAAAAUCGCAGUCUUUAGAGAAGGAUGACAAUAGGACAGCUACUAGCAAGCUCCAAAAUAGGAGAAAGCACUCAGUUGAGUUUGAUGCUGAUAAACUUCAAGAAGAGUUCCAUGGCAAUGUUGCUAACCCAGUUGGUGAUGCCACUGCCAAUUCUGUCUCAGAGGCUUCAGAAUCUUUUUCUGCUUCACUUCAAGUACAGGAUGUAGCUCACAAUCAACAAAUUUGUAGAGAAGAAUUGGCUGCUACUCGUAUUCAAACAGCUUUUCGUGGAUUUCUGGCUAGGAGAGCUCUGCGAGCUUUAAAAGGAUUGGUAAGACUUCAAGCUCUUGUAAGGGGUCAUGCUGUGAGAAAGCAGGCUGCAAUAACUCUUCGCUGCAUGCAAGCUUUAGUUAGAGUUCAGGCUCGUGUUCGUGCAAGGCGUGUUCGUAUAGCAUUAGAAAGUGAAACAUCUCAACAAAAACAUCAACAACUUGCAAAUGAUUCUUGGGUACGAGAAAUAGAGGAAGGGUGGUGCGACAGUGUAGGAUCUGUUGAAGAAAUUCAAGCAAAGUUGCUAAAGAGGCAGGAGGCUGCAGCCAAGCGCGAGAGAGCCAUGGCAUAUGCUUUGGCUCAUCAGUGGCAGGCAGGAUCAAGACAGCAGGCUGUUCUUUCUGGGUUUGAACCAGAUAAAAGCAGCUGGGGAUGGAAUUGGUUGGAGAGAUGGAUGGCUGUCCGUCCUUGGGAGAACCGAUUUCUUGACAUAAAUCUUAGAGAUGGGGUUAUGAUUGGUGAAAAUGGAAAUUCUGAAGGUAAGAACGGCACCAAACCCCAGUUAAAGUCUUCUGGUAAGAAGCCGGCUCUAUCAAGUCAUCAAUCAAACCUUUUGAAUCAGAAAACAGGUCUAUCCCAUUCGGAUGGUAGCAAUUCUCCUACUAAGUCAGUUGGCAUGUUAGAGGUAUCCAGUACUGUUUUUGCAAAACCAAAGCCAAAGCCAGUUCUAGAAGAUCGUUCUGAAGAAACCAACACUGUUCAAAGAUCUCAUAGCAACCCGAAAGAGAGAGCAAUAAAGUCAGAUAAACAAGCAAAGAAGAGAUUGUCUCUACCUAAUAGUGCAGGUGGAAGCAGCGGGGCUCAGGCAGCCAGGCAUGGCAGAGUAGCUCUGAGGGAUAAACCAAAGUUGAAAGCAAAAGGGGAACCAGUCAGUAGAAAGGCUGUCGAUAUGUAGCAUUUAGGAAUUGGACGAGUUCUUGUAUAUAGGCACUUUGAUUUCAUUGCUCUCAUAAAAUCUUCUAGGUUGAGUGGUUCCAGGGAAUAAGUUGGUGUGUUGUUUUUUGUUCAAUAUUUAAUUUAUAAUAUAUGUUUUCCAGCGCA
Messenger RNA from Mercurialis annua (annual mercury), 1660 nucleotides. Its product is annotated as protein IQ-DOMAIN 5. The record is from RefSeq and is a predicted model, not a curated record. NCBI's taxonomy places the organism in Eukaryota, Viridiplantae, Streptophyta, Magnoliopsida, Malpighiales, Euphorbiaceae. Gene Ontology annotation, molecular function: protein binding. The coding region runs from base 258 to 1514 and encodes 418 amino acids. The transcript is spliced from 8 exons.